Amborella trichopoda is the source of this 3834-nucleotide messenger RNA. RefSeq lists its product as uncharacterized. Gene Ontology annotation, biological process: protein ubiquitination. The record is from RefSeq and is a predicted model, not a curated record. Gene Ontology annotation, molecular function: ubiquitin-protein transferase activity; RNA binding. NCBI's taxonomy places the organism in Eukaryota, Viridiplantae, Streptophyta, Magnoliopsida, Amborellales, Amborellaceae. Gene Ontology annotation, cellular component: CCR4-NOT complex.
ACUUUCUAUAACUCUCUUUCUCUCUCUACCUCCCUCUUGCGUAGCCCGUGCUUUCUCUCUCUUGUUCUCGAGGCGCCUCUUAUCUCUUUGCCGGCCUUCGAUCUUCUCUCUCUACUCUGCGCGUAUUGCCUCUCGAUCCAUCAAUUUUAUGACUGCAGGACAACCAUGAGUGACGAAGGGGAAAGAACUUGCCCUCUUUGCACUGAGGAAAUGGACUUGACCGAUCAGCAAUUGAAGCCAUGCCAAUGUGGUUAUGAGAUUUGUGUUUGGUGCUGGCAUCACAUAAUGGACAUGGCAGAGAAGGAUGAUACUGAGGGCCGGUGUCCAGCUUGUCGCACACCUUAUGACAAGGAAAAAAUUGUAGGAAUGACAGUGAACUGUGAAAGGAUGACAGAACUUAAUCAUGAGAGGAAACAGAAGUCACAGAAGGCGAAGUCAAAAAAUUUAGAAGGGAGGAAGCAUCUAAGCAAUGUUAGAGUGAUUCAGCGGAACUUAGUGUACAUAGUUGGUGUGCCUAAUAAUUUGGCAGAUGAAGAGAUUCUCGAGCGCAAGGAGUAUUUUGGACAGUAUGGGAAGGUUCUCAAGGUCUCCAUUACUCGGCCUGCUGGGGGCAGUCAGUAUUCUCUUAACAAUACCUGUAGUGUAUAUAUUACGUAUGCAAAAGAGGAGGAAGCUGUUCGGUGUAUCCAAGCAGUACAUGGUUUUAUAUUGGAUGGGAAGCCAUUGAAGGCAUGUUAUGGUACCACAAAGUAUUGCCAUGCGUGGUUAAGAAAUAUGCCUUGUAACAAUCCAGAUUGUUUGUACUUGCAUGAUAUUGGAACACAAGAAGAUAGCUUCACAAAAGAUGAGAUGGUUUCAAAUUGUGCAAGAAGUCAGCAACUUCCUAGUGUUUCAAAUCAUUUGCAACGGCGUUCUGGAAGUGUUUUGCCUCCACCGUUGGAUGAUUUCUGCUGCAAUCCUAUGGCUACUUCUGGAAAACCGUUGGUCAAGCCUACUGGUCAUACUCCUGUUAGCCACGCUAAAGUUUCCCUCUCUAAUGGUAGUGCGGCAAAAUCAAGUGUUCUCCCAGCUGCUGCCUCUUGGGGCUUGCGUGUUGUGCAAGGAAGAGCAGCAGCUCAGGUGCCUGUGAAGCUAAAGCCAAGCAUAUGUAAUGGCCCCUCCGGGGUUGCAACAUCAUCGGUAUCAGCAGUGCAUGCAGAUCAAGGGGACACCCCUAUUUCUAGUUCAGAAUCUCAAGCAAUGCAAUCAAACAGUAUUUUGGGGUCUUUUGAAUCUUCUAAAGAACAUAUUCUCAGAAGUUACCAAACAUGUGUUUUUGAUGUUGCUGUGGAGGCUGCUUCGGACGCACUUUCAGAUCCUACCACUUCUAAGCUUUCCCCUCAUUCUUUUUCUUUGCAAGACAAGACCGGGUUCACAAAGUUGCAGGCUUCUAGAGACAAUGAAGACAUUGAGAGAGAGUCAUAUGGCUCAAGUCCUGAUGCAGCUGUUAAUGGAUGUUCAGCUAUGGAGGGACACAUGCAAAAGUUAUGCUACGGAAUGUCCUCGAGGAAUCUCAAGGCAUGUGUUGGAAGUGAAAAGGCUGAUGUUGGCAAUAGUGUUAAUUCAGUUUCAGUUUAUGAUUAUCUUUGCUCUACCACCCAAACACCAGAAAUUCAAGUUGAUGAUACUCAACAGGAUAUUUCUAGAAAUGAUUUUGAGGAUUUGUCCUCUGAACCAUUGCGGCAUGAUGCCAAAAUAUCUAAAGGUCUAUGUUUUGUUGAGGAGUCAUCUGAAAAGUGUGCAGAUUUUUAUGGGCAGUCUUCACUGGGUAAUGAAAUGGAUAAUGAUUUCCAAGCUGAUGGUGCUCAUGGGUUUCUGAACUCAGAAGCUUCUUCUAGUUUGACAUAUUUUCCUUCUUCAUUCAGUCAACUGACUGCUGCAAAUCAUUCUACUUCUGGAUACUGGGGCCCUAGUACCUUGAGUGCUAUUUGUGCAGAAGGUGUUCCACAAUCAUCUCAUCAUACUGAAAUCGACAAGCCCAGAAGCUGUGCAACUGUACAGAGGGACAACAUUGAAAAUCCAGAUCUGCUUUCUAAAUUGGAGAACUGUAGGUCAUCACAUACAUCUGAAGGUGACAUUUUUGAUGCCGACAGAAAGGGCUCUGUAAAUACGAGGGAAAGCAACAUCAUAGAAAAUAUAUUUUCCCUGGAUUUUGAUCCUUUUGAUGAUCCAUUAUCUUCUCCUCAUGAUUUGGUGAAAUUAUUGCUCAAUGAUAGUGACAAAAAAAGUGGUUCGUCAACACAAUCCGCCGCUUGGAAACCUCAAUACAAUAAUCAGUCUAGGUUUUCUUUUGCAAGGCAGGAAGAUUGCAUAAAUCAAUCAAGUGAUAUAAGAACAUUGUGGGGAGAUAGUGGGCAUAUGCAGUCGAGACAUUUUGAUCAACAGGAAACUAUGGAGAGCAGCGAGACAUAUUUGAAUAAAUCUCUAAAUGGUGUUUCUGCCUUGGAGAAUUUUGAUAUUUUCUCCAGCAGCCGCGGUUAUCUUUCUUCUAAUAAGGUUCCUGUGAAUUCUAGAUCUCAGAUUUCAGCUCCACCUGGAUUUUCUGUUCCAAGCCAUGUACCGCCUCCUGGGUUUUCAUCUCAAGAGAGAACAGAUCGACCUUUGGAUUUUACCAUUUCUUCUGCAAACCAAAUACUCGAAAAUAUAUCAACGACAAGAAAUAUAUACACAAACUCACAGCUCAAUGUGAGCCAUGGUAGCUCUGGUGAUGUUGAACUUAUAGAUCCUGCAAUAAUGGCAGUUGGUAAGGGGAAACUGCCUUUAGGAGUAGCGAGAAACCCCACUUUGGAUCGUAGGGCUCCUUUUAUUCCGCAGCCCUCUCCCUUAGAAAAUGAUGCAAGGUUUCAUUUGCUGAUGCAAAAUUCCAUCUCUGCACACCAGCAAAUGAGAUUUCCUGACUCAAUCAGCGACAGCUUUUCAAACCUAACGGACCCUCACCUUUCCUCGAGGUUCUUGGAGCAAAGCCAAGCAGGUCUACUCUCCCCCUUUGCGCAGAUACCAUUCCAAAAUCCAACCAGAAGUUCCCAUGUGGCAAAUUCUCAGUGGGAAGAUUGGAGGGGAGUUCACCCUGUCAGGAAUGGCGGCUUGGUAGAUGUCACCAAGAACGAAAGACAUAGGUAUAGUAAAUACUUUCCAGCCUACGAGGAGCACAAGCUUCACAUGCCUGGUUCAGGGGAUGUCUAUAACAGGGCAUUUGAGAUGUGACUCAAUAUGCUAUUUUUGUGACUUGACGAUUGUUCAGGUCAAGAAUGUGGAGUACAUUGAUGCGUAGUUGCUGCAGCCUAGAUGUGAUCUGCGAUAGUCAAGUGCUGUGUGGUCCUUUGGCGGGGCAGUACUUUUAUGUGUAGAUUGAAGAUUGCUGUUUUGAGUUCAGAUGUUAAAACAGUUUUUUGGCAGCAAAUGCUGGGGGCUCGUUUAAUAUCUGCAGACUUUCUUCAAUUGCUCACAACUUCUUGUUCCCUUCGGGCUUUGGGAUUCGGGGAUUAUGCAGCAUGUCAUCGCAGUUUCAUUUUGAACGGUGUGCCAGCUUAUGUGUGCAGAUCGAGGGACAGAGAAAGUGGAAUUUGUUUCUUGGAGACUAUACAGUGUUCUUGAUGGAGUACCUUGUCGUCCUUUUUUUGGGAGGUUAAUCCACUGCCAUUGCUUAUGCUUGUUAUCAAAUGUAGAUUUUGUACAUGGAUCUUAUAGCUUGUAAUGGAAUUCUCUUGCCUCGCACAUAUGAAAGAUCGAUUGAUAGAUAGAAUGCAGUUGUCCCGAAUCCUGAAUUUUAGAAAAAGAACAGUAUAAUGAGUAGCC